Molecule: messenger RNA, 2679 nt
Organism: Enterobius vermicularis (human pinworm)
Lineage: Eukaryota; Metazoa; Nematoda; Chromadorea; Rhabditida; Oxyuridae
Source: the annotation of a GenBank genome assembly
UUGUACCUGUACGGUAGAUUUAAUAAAUCUUGUUUUCAGAAAAAAGACGCACUUCUCGGUUUUCGGCAUUGGCUAAUUAUUUUACUCGUAAUUGGACUGACAUAUGGUUUCAUUGUUUUCCAAGAUAACCGUAUGCCAAAUGUUGUUGAGAAAGAAAACUUGGAAAAAUUUUCUGAAGCGCGUGCUAGAGAUUUUUUGACUCAAGUAACUCGUUUGGGUCCCCGUCCCAGUGGAUCUAAUGCUUGUGAAGUUGGUGCUGUUGAGUUGAUCACUGAUCGUCUGAAAAAGGCGGAAGCGGAAGUGAAGUCUCGCGGAAGAAACCGAUUUGAAUUUGACUUUCAGUAUCCUUCUGGGUGUUAUGACCUCAAAUUUCUGUCAUCAUUUACGCUUUGCUAUCAUAAAAUUACAAAUAUAGUUGCUCGAAUAGGUCCAAAAACUCCUUCAAAACACGCGAUUUUGUUGAACUGUCAUUUUGAUACGCUACCUGACUGCCCAGGUGCAACAGACGAUGCUGUUAGUUGUGCCAUUAUGAUCGAAGUAAUGGAGCUACUAGCGCGUUCAAACAGCACUUUGGAAAAUGAUGUAGUAUUCCUUUUUAAUGGAGCUGAAGAAAAUUUUCUUCAAGCUUCUCACGGAUUUAUUACUCAGCAUCCAUGGCGCCAUUAUAUUCGCGCUUUUAUCAAUCUUGAAGGCGCUGGUGCUGGUGGUCGAGAAAUACUGUUUCAAGCAGGACCAAAGAAUUCCUGGUUGUUACGAACAUAUUUGGAAAAUGUCCCGUAUCCACACUGUAGCGUUUUCGCUCAAGAAAUAUUUCAAGCAGGCAUUGUACCAUCGGAUACGGACUUUAGGGUUUUUCGUGACUUCGGUCACAUUCCAGGGCUAGACAUUGCUUAUUUUCGAAAUGGAUGGGUUUAUCAUACCGAAUUUGAUUUACCGUCUUAUAUUAAAAAAGGCUGUAUUCAAAGAGCUGGUGAAAAUAUUUUGGCUUUGACGAAGGUAUUCCUUAUAGCCGUUUUCAAAGCUAUUUUUCUUUUUAGGGCUGUUCAUUUUAUUAUGUUUAUCUCUUUGGCUCUCAUGUCAUCGCCUAAUUUGGAAAAACCCGUGUACGAUGAUAGCGGUGAAUUUGUUUUUUAUGACCUACUGGGUUUCUUUGCAAUAUUUUAUCCCGCGUCUUAUGGAGUUGUGCUCAAUUAUUUCACUGUUGCUUUGGUUCUUGGUAUAGUUCUUAUAAGAGUCCACAGUUGUAUUUAUGAGAUUCAUGACCUCUUAACUGCUUUUGUUCACCAUGCCAUUACUUCGGUUGCUAUGUUAGCUUUUGGGCUAAUAAUCGUGACUGUAGUAACGAAAAUGGGUUUGAUAAUGUGUUGGUAUAAAAUGCCUGAAUUGGUUUUCCCGCUGUACAUGUUUCCGCUAUUAUUAACCGGGUGUUCGGUGCAUAACAUUAUCGCCCAUCGCAGGAAGAUGCGUAAUGGAGAAAUGGUUCACUACGAUAGCAUGUUGGUAAUAUAUGCUGCUUUACUGGCGCUGACUACUCUUUCUGGUUUUGCCAGUUCAUUUUUCUUACUUAUUCACGUAAUAUUUCCCCUUUUACGUGAUCCUCUUUUAUAUGCACUUGGUAAAUUACGUAUUAUUCGAGUGAUUACUGUCGGGACGCUUCUGAAAAUACAGUUGUUAUGCACGUUACCAGUAAUGGUGUUUGGAGGCUAUGCAGUUAUGCUUCUUUUCGAGUUCUUCGUUCCAGUGACUGGCCGUCUUGGAAAUGCUGUUAAUCCUGAAUAUAUUGUCAUGUUAACCGCUUUUAUUACGACAACCAGUAAUUUAAUGUACGUGAGCAGACGUUUGGACUAUUUAUUAAAAUGUGGGUUCGCAUUAUUCAUUUUCUUUUUUGCGAUUUUAAUGACUACUAGCAUUGGCUGGCCGUACCACUAUUCUGAAGGUGCUCCUAGGUUGCGUCGUAUGAUUGCAUUGGACGCUAAACGAACUGUAUAUAGUUACAACAGUAAUAAAACGGAGAUCGAUAACGGUCUUUUCCUUCAGGCUUUUGAUUAUCGGGGGAUUAAUGAUUUCCCAGAACACGCUUUUCUCACAGGAAAGUCAAAGCCAGACUGCAGCGGGAUUCAAGACGAGUAUUGCCGGUUGCCUUACUACACUGCAAUUCAUGAACUUUUCCCUCCCGAGGAAUCGCGUUGGGUGCCUUUGCCAAACAUGCCUUAUAUAGAGAAUCCAUUAGAGUUGAUCUUAGUGAAUAAGCAAAUUGUUGGUCAAACAGGCGUUCGCUAUGAGCUUACACUGAAAGGAGGAUGUGAUAAAACUUCUUUACAUAUAACUCCUUUGAAUGGUUUUGCACUGAAGCAGUGGUCGUUCACUAACCUUGAUAUAGAAACGUUUGGAAAACGUCGAACUUAUUUUGUCUUUCUAAGCUAUGGCCGGAGCGCCCCAUCUGAACGGCGCUUUUGGAUCCUUCUUGAAACUAAUUUAAGCUCCGAUGCAGUUCCGUUUUUGGAAAUAUCUGCAGCAUCUCAUUACGCACACGGUCCACACCAAAACUCUGAUGCUCUGCGACAGCUUCGAAAUCUAAUUAGCUAUCAUAGGAGUAGUUUACAUUCUGCAAUAGGCAUGUGGAAGUGGGCAAGCACUAUGAUUGGAGGGGUCAGCGAAAUUAUUGUGCGGUCAUUCUGA